Messenger RNA from Cylas formicarius (sweet potato weevil), 1931 nucleotides. Its product is annotated as calcium release-activated calcium channel protein 1-like. NCBI's taxonomy places the organism in Eukaryota, Metazoa, Arthropoda, Insecta, Coleoptera, Brentidae. Gene Ontology annotation, cellular component: membrane. Gene Ontology annotation, molecular function: store-operated calcium channel activity. The record is from RefSeq and is a predicted model, not a curated record. The coding region runs from base 337 to 1401 and encodes 354 amino acids. The transcript has 6 exons. Gene Ontology annotation, biological process: store-operated calcium entry.
AAUGUAAUUCUUCUAUCUUAAAAAAUCAAUUUCAGUUACAUUUUUGUAAGUAUGUUUUAUGCUACCUUGAUAAGAAUGUAUUCUUUCUGCUGUGCAUUUUUUUUUCAAAUAUAACACUGCUUCUAUUUGUAUUGGUAUGUGUUUUAGUUUUGUUUCUAGCCCCCGUGUUAUUACUGGUAACUGCUGUUAGCGCCAGUGUUGUUACUAGCCACGGCUUCGGAAAAACAUAUUUUCUAGCCGGCGUGCUGUUACUGUAAAUGCCUCCCGGAAGGGCACUGAACGAUUUCUCAACAAAAUCUCCGAAUAUCUUCUUUAGCAAUACUCGAGGGAGACACAAUGGUCGACGAAUCGACCCAGGUCAAUUUUUCUACGGCCGGUAAAAACCAGCACAGGAAAAUGAAGAGACACAAUACGUCAAGCGACCUGUUGUACUCUCAGCACCUCCGCACGCUGAGCAACUCGUUUGCCCAAUUGAAACCCCUGUCGAGCCGGCCGAGGUCCCUCAACAUCGUGGAGGCGUUCAACAAACCGAAAUUUAUCGCGCACGACGCACCGCUGUCACUGCUGUCCACCCCCGGCAUGGAUACGCCCCUGAGUUCGAUAUCGCGUGAGCGCACGCCGCCAUUUUCCUGCAACUCGAGCACCGUCUCGAACGGCGCGUUGAACUUCAAACUGUCGACUCCCCCACCGGUAUACGUGCCGUCACCUAAGUUCAAGUCGCUGCAGGACGAUGAGAGCACGGCCAGUACGGCGCGUUGCUGUUGUAGGUGUUACGACGUCGAAAUGGGUUGCCACGGUAGGAAAACUGUUUCCAACACAAGGGAGGGUCUGUCGUGGAGGAGGUUGCACAAGUCGCGGGCGAAGUUGAAAGCGACCGCGACCACGUCAGAGUUACUGUCCGGGUUCGCGAUGAUAGCGAUGGUGGAGCUUCAGAUCAACACGCCGACCAACGUGCCCGAGUGGUUGUUUGUGAUGUUCGCGGUGUGCACCACGGUUCUCGUCGCGGUCCACAUUUUCGCGUUGAUGAUAUCGACGUACAUUUUACCCAAUAUCGAGUCAAUAGCGAAGCUGGAGAUUUGCGAGCUGAUCACCGAAAGUCCCCACGAGCGGAUGCGCGGGUUCAUAGAGCUCGCCUGGGCGUUUUCCACCAUUUUGGGUCUGUUCCUGUUCAUGGUCGAGGUGGCGAUACUCUGCUGGGUAAAAUUCUGGGACUAUUCCUUCACGGCGGCCGUUGCCGCAACUGUAAUAGUGGUGCCGGUGCUUAUCACUUUUGUCUUGUUCGCCGCGCACUUUUACCACUCCCUGGUGGUCGACAAGUGCAACGCAUCCAUAACGGACAUGAAAAAACUCGAAGAGAUGAAAAAACACCUGGACGAGGUCAGCCAGCAGGCGCACAUGUGACGUGUCCUUGUUUCGAAACGCCCCGUAUAUUUUUUCGGCAGUUUCUUCACACGCAGCCCCCACCUCGUUAUGUGAUAUCGAAGCAGUAUUGACCCUUUCCCUCUCAAACGUCCAGUUCCAGUUUAGUUCGUUCGUUUUUGACUUUACCUAUUGUAUUCCGUUGUACAUUUUGUUUUAUUUUUAAACCAACAAAUGUACGGAGUGUUCCACAUAUACGAUUCUCUAUCCCCUUUUCCGAAAAUAAUUUUUAAGGGUUUUUUUACAUUACCAACCAACCAACUUCUGUAACUAUAUGUUCAUUUAGUAUUUAUUUCACUAAUUAUAUAUUAUACAUAGGAAAUAUAAUCAUUAAAAUUAUAUGUGUAUAUAAAAAUUGUUUAUAACUUUUUAAGUUGUUAACAGUUGGUUAUUGUUUUAUUGUAAUAUAAAAGUUCCGUUAAAAAGAACGUUUUGGUUAGUUAUUUUUUCACGGUAAGUGGAGGACACCCCGUAUGUAUCGGUGAAUUAUGCGCUUAAUAAAAUAUAAACAU